GUUGCUCGAGCCGCCAUGUUGGUCGAACCCCGGCCCCGCGACCAGGUGUCCCGGCCCGUCAUGUCGGGCAGCAGCAGGCCCGUCCACAAGCGGCCCCGGCCCCGGCCCCGGCCCCGCACCAAGCUGGCGGCCGAGCAGCGGCGGGAGGAGGAGCAGCGGAGCCGCAACUUGCGGCGGCUGCAGGAGGGGCACGAGGAGGAGGACGAGCGGCGGCUGGAGGAGUUGGUGUUCGGCGGCGAGACCGCGCUGCUGGAGAGGCUGCAGCCAGCACAGGCGGCGGGCGUGGGUCAAACCUUGCUGGAUGAAGACUCCAGUGACUCUGAGGUGGAAAAUGAGGCCAGGUCCAGUGUCCCCCCGUGCAAGAAAGCAGCUUGGGUGGAUGAGGAGGACGGACUGGAGGAUGAAGUGGAAAUGACACAUCGAUUCCGGAAAAAUCUACAGAAAAGCGCAAAAGAGAAGACCCUCACUGUAGCAAAGCUGCAGCAGAGACUGAGAGAGCAGUUCCAGAGUGCAAUGGGCGGAACACCAUCGUGGGCAGAGAGGAAGGAUAAGAAGACAAAGGACAAGAAAGACUCGGACGAAGAAAGUGACGAUGAAGACGAUGAUUUAUUACGAAAAACUGGGGAUUUCGUAUCCACCUCUGCUGCCCUUCCCAAAGAUGUGUUAGAGAUAAAAACGUGCACAGAUGCCAACCAUUGCCGGCCAUCAGACAGCAGACUGACGACAACUCAAUUCCAUCCUCUGGCUCAAGUCAUCCUCACAGCUGGGAGAGACCGAGCCAUCUCACUCUUUCAGGUUGAUGGAAAGACCAACCCCAAAAUUCAGUGUGUCUGCCUGGAGAAGUUUCCCGUGUAUAAGGCCCGGUUCAGCGCCGACGGUGAGCAGGUUAUCGCCACAACCAACCGCGGCAAGCUGUUCUACAUCUACGACAUGAUAGCGGGCAAGAUCAUCCCUGUCACCAACGUCAGAGGGUUACCGGAAUGGGAAGUCAUGAAGUUUGAGGUCUCACCGGACGGCUCGUUGCUGCUGCUCACUGGCUCUUCCGGCUACCUGCACCUUCUCUCCAUGAAGACCAAAGAGUUGGUGGGCAGCAUGAAGAUCAAUGGCCAGGUGGUGGGAGCUGCCUUCUCUCCAGACGGCGGUAUGCUGUACACAACCUCUGAUGACGGGGAGGUUUACGUGUGGGACGUGAAGAGCAGGAGGUGCGUGAACAGGUUCACCGAUGAAGGCUGCCUGAGGGGAACGUGCAUCGCAGUCUCUCACAACGGGCAGUACGUUGCCUGCGGGUCCAGUUCUGGAGUUGUCAAUGUUUACUCACAAGACAGCUGCUUGGUGGAAACUACCCCAAAACCAAUCAAGGCCAUCAUGAACUUGGUUACUGCAAUAUCGUCAGUCUCCUUUAACCCCACCACCGAGAUCUUGGCCAUUGCUUCAAAAUCCAUGGAUGAUGCAGUCAAACUGAUCCACAUCCCGUCUUUCACGGCGUUCUCGAACUUCCCGAUAUUCCGGCGCAGGACCAUUUACCAGGCCCAGGCGAUGGACUUCUCCCCCAGGAGCGGCUUCUUCUCCAUUGCCAGUAACAAUGGCCGAGCCCUGUUGUACAGGGUGAAGCACUACAACGACUUCUGACCGACAGCCAGACUGUCGGCUGGUUGGGCUUGGUUCACCGUGGCAGCCUGAAGUUAAGUCCUGUCCCACAUGGCUUCAGUCCUCCAGGCACAAGGAGCAAGGUGGUUGUUUCUGUGAAAUGUCUGACUGUGCUUUCUCCCAUCGUGGAGCUUUCUGUUUAAUAAAUAAACCUGUUGUUAGCCCGUGAA
Molecule: messenger RNA, 1817 nt
Organism: Amblyraja radiata (thorny skate)
Lineage: Eukaryota; Metazoa; Chordata; Chondrichthyes; Rajiformes; Rajidae
Gene: utp18
Product: UTP18 small subunit processome component
Exons: 15
Coding region: 16-1629 (537 amino acids)
Biological process (GO): rRNA processing
Cellular component (GO): Pwp2p-containing subcomplex of 90S preribosome; small-subunit processome
Molecular function (GO): protein binding
Source: RefSeq, a predicted model, not a curated record